Messenger RNA from Haliotis rufescens (red abalone), 6623 nucleotides. RefSeq names its product solute carrier family 12 member 6-like. NCBI's taxonomy places the organism in Eukaryota, Metazoa, Mollusca, Gastropoda, Lepetellida, Haliotidae. Gene Ontology annotation, cellular component: membrane. The transcript has 24 exons. Gene Ontology annotation, biological process: chloride ion homeostasis; potassium ion import across plasma membrane; cell volume homeostasis. Gene Ontology annotation, molecular function: potassium:chloride symporter activity. The record is from RefSeq and is a predicted model, not a curated record. Bases 395 to 3571 code for a protein of 1058 amino acids.
CGAACAUUCGGAACAGACCACGGAGGCAAAUACUGUUAUUCGUCGAUUUUCCAUGUCCGUUUCUUUGAUAUUGUAAUAUAUUAAUUAUUUGGACUUGGAACUUGGUGCAAUUAUACAUUUCAUUUCAAAUUCAAACGUAUCAGGUUUAGUGUUCCACUGACUCAACAUAUGUAAACACUUUCCUGUGCAAGACAUCGAAACGCAAAGCAGAAGCAGACGUGAUUAGGCCUAUAUUGGUCCUUCAUCCUUCAUGUUGUGUUCGUUGGUUCUGCGAUGUUCGGGAGCGAUAGAUUAACAAAUACUGUAUGUGACGGGUAUCGUUUGAAGCGUGGACAUAUACACGGUUACCAGAAGUGUUAUUGAUACAAUUUCUGUUCUGAUCAAACAAGAAGUUAUGUCAGGAACGCGAUUCAAAGUUACCAAGUCAGACUAUGGUGUAACAAAUGAGGGCGCUGCCAAAGAUAUCGAAAUUCGCUUGGAUGAUGUGGAUUCGUGCGUCAAUACAGCUUCAGAUGGAACUAAUAAGACACCAGAGAAUGCUGUACAGGAGAAUGGGGAACCUGGUCAGAUGGCCUUAUAUGAGGAGAACUUCAAGAAAAAAGGACGCUUGUCUCAUCUCUUGAGUGGCAUAACUCACUAUAAGGCUGGUAUAGCACCUGUACCAGAUGAAGAAAUUGGAUCCAAAAAAACAAAGAAAGCCAACCUUGGCACUAUUCUUGGAGUUUACCUGCCCUGCAUACAGAACAUCUUUGGUGUGAUCUACUUUGUGAGGUUAUCAUGGAUAGUAGGCACAGCUGGGGCUCUCGAGGCAUUCAGCAUUGUCUUCAUAUGCUCUUCAGUGAGCUUGCUGACAUCGUUUUCCAUGAGUGCCAUAGCCACCAAUGGAGUAGUGACGGGUGGAGGGUCCUACUUCAUGAUUUCCCGCUCCCUGGGACCCGAAUUUGGUGGAGCAGUGGGGAUACUCUUCUAUCUGGGUCUGUCGGUCUCUGUAGCCAUGUACUUCAUUGGAUCCAUAGAGAUUCUCCUGACGUAUUUGGCCCCAGAGAUUGCCAUUUUUACAGUGGAGAGUGAAGCGGAUAUGUACAAUAACUUCCGGGUGUACGGAACAAUUCUGCUGCUGCUUGUUGCCCUUGUGGUGUUGGUUGGAGUGAGGUUUGUCACCAAAGUGUCUUCACUGACUCUCGCCUUCGUCAUUGUGUCAGUUAUCUGCAUAUACAUUGGGAUCUUUGUAUCAAACUCCGAUAACAGUGUCAGUGUGUGUAUGCUGGGAGACCAUGUCCUGCCCUACAGUAAAGUGGUUAUGAAUGGCACCAUGAUGUGCAUCAAGAAUGAAACAGGACCACUAUUCAACAUGUUCUGUACAGACCUAAACAGCUCCUACACCUCAUGUGAUCCUUACUUCCUCAACAAUGAUGCAAAGGUGGUGCCAGGAAUUCCAGGCAUUACUAGUGGAGUUUUCAUGGACAACCUGUAUUCCCAUUACACUGAGGCAGGCGUCCACCCAGACUCCACUACUGUAGCAGACAAGAAGAGAGGGGAUAUCACCACUGAUAUAGCAACCUCCUUCAUGAUCCUGUUGGCUAUAUACUUCCCUUCUAUUACAGGUUUUGAACAAGGUGCCAACUAUUCUGGUGACCUAGCAGAUCCCCAGAAAUCUAUACCAAAGGGAACACUAUGGGCAGUUGGAUCCACUUCACUGAUUUAUCUGUCAUCAGUGUUGUUCUUUGCUGCCUGUGUAGAAGGACCAUUGCUAAGGGACAAGUUUGGUGAGAGUAUAAAUGGAGAUCUGGUGAUAGCACAGUUAGCUUGGCCCACAAGGUGGGUGAUCAUCAUUGGCUCUUUCCAGUCUACAGUAGGAGCAGGCCUACAAGCACUGACAGGUGCUCCGCGACUGUUGCAGGCUAUAGCCAAGGACAAUGUCAUACCAUUCCUGCAUUUCUUCAGCCAUACAACCAAAGGUGGUGAACCAAUCCGGGGACUUAUUCUCUCCACUUUCAUAGCUGAAAUGGGAAUUCUUAUUGCCAAACUGGACUAUGUUGCUCCCAUUGUAACCAUGUUCUUCCUGAUGUGCUAUGGGUUUAUCAACUUGGCAUGUGCUCUUCAGACGUUACUUCGUCUCCCUCACUGGCGCCCUCGGUUCUGGUGCUACCACUGGAGUCUGUCCCUCAUGGGGCUUGCUCUCUGCCUCAGUCUCAUGUUCAUAUCCAGCUGGUACUAUGCUCUCAUUGCCAUGGUGCUGGCAUGUGCUAUCUACAAAUAUGUGGAAUACAAAGGUGCUGAGAAGGAGUGGGGAGAUGGUAUGAGAGGCUUGGCUAUGUCUGCUGCCCAACACGCCCUCUACAGGAUGAAAGGAUCUUCCAGUCACACCAAAAACUGGCGACCACAACUUCUGCUCCUUGUCAAGCUAGAUGAAGAUUUCACACCUAAAUCUCCAAAGCUGAUGACAUUUGCAUGUCAGCUGAAAGCAGGAAAAGGCCUAACAAUGGUGAACAGCGUCCUUGAAGGAGAAUAUGCUGAACACGUGGAUGAUAUCAAAACUGCAAGGAAGACCCUGGAUGACUGGAUUGAGAAGAGCAAGAUCCGAGGCUUCUCCGAUGUAGUCAUGUCCCACACAUUAGAAGAGGGCAUCUGCCAUGUAAUCCAGAAUGCUGGUCUUGGUGUUCUGCGUCACAACACAGUGAUGCUGGCGUGGCCAGAUGAAUGGAGUGAGCAGAGACGGGAGAAGGGCUACAGAGUCUUCCUGGAAACCCUGAAGAACAUAAAUGCAUCCGAGUUAUCUCUGAUGGUGCUAAAAGGCAUUGACCACUUCCCUGACAGCUCUGACAGACUCCGAGGCACUUUGGACAUAUGGUGGAUUGUACAUGAUGGUGGCCUGCUGAUGUUACUACCUUUUCUUCUGAAACAAAAUCGAACUUGGAGCAAAUGUACUAUCAGGAUCUUCACAGUUGCCCAGCUAGAGGACAACAGUAUCCAACUGAAGGAGGAUCUCAAGAAAUACCUCUACCAUUUGAGGAUCAACGCAGAAGUACAAGUUGUGGAAAUGUAUGACAAUGAUAUUUCUGCCUACAUCUAUGAAAGGACACUACAGAUGGAACAGAGGACCAAGAUACUGCAGCAAAUCAACUUGAAUAAGAAACAUAGUGUGCAGGAGGCUCAGUCCAUCAUGGACAGGAUUCAUCGAAAAAGUAGCAUCAAGCUGCCGACCCAGCAGGUCCAGUUCAGCGUGGAGUCUCACAGCACCCUGUCUGUGGAGCCGGAAGAGAGGGUUCACUACACCUUCACUGGCGGCAGCAGCAGAGGAGCAAGAAACCCCCAUGAUGUUGCGUCAGAUGAAGAUGCCACACCAGAUUCCAGCAAUGUCAAGAGGAUGCACACAGCUGUGAGUCUCAACCAGCAUAUCAAGGAUAAAUCCAAAGAUGCACAACUUGUCAUCCUAAACCUUCCUUCACCUCCGACUUCAGAGACCAGGCAUUCACACUAUAUGUCUUUCCUGGAGGUACUGACUGAAGGACUGGAUCGAGUGUUGAUGGUCCAUGGAAGUGGCAGCGAGGUUAUAACUAUCUACUCCUAGAUGCUGUUGAGACUAGCACUAGCACCAGGCAUGGAGGCUGAACAUCUGGAACCGGGAUCUCUAAUAUCUGUGAUCCAAAACUGUGAUUAACCAUCCUCAAUUAUCCAGUGAUUUGUAUCUUCAUUCUAUCUCCGUUCUAUUACCCGGGGCCCAUUCACCACAAAAGCUUGCUUCUGGAAGUGACAUCACCAUCUCAUCUGCAUUAUCAUCAUCUUAGCUCAUAAUGUCUCUUCCUCAUGAGCUUGAAAGGAACAACCAAUCAAAACACUUCUUAACUAAAGAUGAGCUUGGAGACAGGUUGAGUCAGAUUUAAUUGAUACAUUGGAAUCUUUAGCUGGAAAGAUGAUUUCUUGAGUAUUAAGACUGGUCAGGGAAUCCUUAUGCUACAAGACAUUCCGAGGUGCACUUUAGAACUUGCAAAAUUGCUCCCAUUUACAAUCAUGAAAGAAUAGAGAAACUUGAUUGGACGUCUAUUUCUUGUGUUGUGUCAAUCGAGUCAGAUUCAAAAUGAAGCUAUAGGAUGGAGAUAUAAUACACUGGAUAAUCGAGGAUGGUGGUUAACCAUCUAAACAAGAAGUUUGUUAAAUGUCUGGUAAAUUGAUUCUUGUAAUAGCCGGACUGACAGUUAGUUGUAUUUCUGAAAGUCUUUACAAGUACCGGUAAGAUUGUACAUUUUCAAUUUUUCAAGGCAACAUGUUUAGAACAAAUUAAUGACUGCUGGUGGCCAUCUUGGCCAAAACGAGCUUGCAUCUUUUCUGUUGUUCAAGUAACCAGUUUCACUUCAUAGGUGUAUCCUAGAGCAUGGGGCCUUGACUCUUCAGAAAGAAUAUUUGUUGUAUGUCAACAUGUAUAAUAAAAUAACUCCAACUUGUGAAGACUUGAAGGCAUAAUUCAUGUACAUAAGUAUCAAUAAAAUUAAGACAAAGAUGACAGAUACCUUUACUACAUUUCUGUCCUUGCUAAGUUAUUUGUAUUUCUGUGCUUGCUUAGUUAUUUGUUUAUACAGUAAACUAUGUUUCUAACAAAAGCGCUUAUAACAAACUGUUGUUUGGUCCUGUCCAUUUGCUGUAUAUAUGCUUAUAACAAACUAUGGUUAUAACAAUCUAAAAUGAGUGGUCCCUUUGAGUUGGUUAUCAAGCUAAAAUAAGUGGUCCCUUUGAGUUGGUUAUAACUGUAGUUUACUGUAUGUACAGACAAAUUAGUGAAGUCAGCUCACAUCUGUACCAUCUGAUUUUGUACUGAUUGAUAACUAAUGAAUAUGUAUGAUUAGCUAUUGUGCUUUGCUGGAAACUUCGAUCAAUGUUGACCUUAUGGACAGAAUAUGUAAUGAUUCUAGUGAGCCAAGAUAGUGUCCUGUCUCUGGUGCUACCAUAACUCAUUGUCUUAACUUGAUGUCAAUUGGACCAUGAUACGUUUGUAUUUUGUAGGAUUGGAAUGUUGCCUCUUGAAAGUGUGUCUCAUGACAGCUACUGUCACAGGGUUUUAAGAGAUGAGGACUACAAAUAAUUUAACAGCUCUGUUUAUCCUAUUUCACUCUGAAAAUGAACAGCAUCACCGUUGUUGGUAUUAAAGACGAAACACAAGAAAGAUUUUCCCAGUUCCAAAACCUUUCUUUGUGUGUUGAUGUUAGCAUUGCACACAACUUCAUGAAAACUUCUUUUUGAACUGCUUCCUUAAACCCUUCCUUCACAUCAACCUACACUCAAGUUGUGUUAUAUUUGUGAUCUCCAGUCGUAGUGCUUUCUCCUGGAGCUUCUUGGUGAGUACUCUUCAUCCAUUGCUUGUACACGGUGACUACAUUGUACAUGGAUUUGGUAUCUGUUGUCGACUCAGCUAUUUACAGUCCACCAUCAUAUACCUGGAAUAUUGCUGAAUCCGGCAUAGUGCUUCAGGAAGACUAGUGAGUUUUGACUAUACCUUUCAUAAAUCUGCACAUAAUGAUGUACAUUAUUCUGGAAAUGAAAGUACUGUGGUACAUGUUUUAAAUGACAUUUGGACUAACAUUGCUAUCCUUCAAAGUGCUAACUUGUCUUGUGGAUUUUCAGUUCUAAAAAUUGAUUCAACUCCAAGUUGGUAAGUUUUUCACUUAUUAGCUGGUGUAUGGACUUCAUAUUUCCAAAGUGUUUCAUUCUGCCAAUUAUGUCAACAAUUUUUUUGUCAUAAUAGAUUAUAAAAUUGAUAUACAGAAAGGGAUAUAUGUAGUCAUCAUUCAAGAAAGCAGCAUGUUUCUUCUUUUAUGUUUUAUUUCACUAUAUUUUGCCUAAUUCACAGUUUUAUUUUGAAGGUUAUAAGUUAUGAAGUUUAAUUGAUGUAUCGGGAAUGAACAGAAAGUUUGGAGUCUUUAGAUAUUUGAUCUUAAAGUAAGGGAUUGUACCAGCAAAUUAGUAUUGCAAUACAAAGUAUAUCAUGCAACCCUAUUUAACACUAUGAUCUCUUCUCAAGUUUUACAAUCAUGAUUGUUUUUACUUAGAAACUGAAAAUAUUAAGGUAUUACAUGUCAAAAUGAUGUGUGAUAAUAUGUCAAAUACGAAUAAAAAACAAAUACAUUUGUAGUUUGUCCCCUGUGCAGAAGUAGACCCAAUGGCAAGUCAGUUUGCAUGUACAACACAAGUUUCUUGUUGCAACAAGAUGUUUUUUAACAUUGUUCAAAUAAUAUUUUUUUAGGAAGUGUUUGUAACAUUUCCAAAGCAUCAACCUUCAAAAUCUGUUCCUGUACUAUUUUUGUAGCCCAGUGGUACUGAAGUUCUUAAAAGAUCUCCAUGACAAAACUGUAGAUUGUAAGGACCACAUUAAUGGCCCACAUUGUGUUACAAUGAAUUGUAGCCUGUAGAUUUCCUGUUUCCGUCAUAUUCACUUAUAACACAAACCAAGCAAUUUUGACCAAGGUCAUUCAAACAACACUUUAGGACUUAACUGUCCUUAGGUGAAUUACCGUAUUCGAUGUAAUAAGCGCCCAGGGCACACUCAAAAUUAGAAAUAGGAGGCUCUGAUUAGAAUAAUAUUUUGGUGAGAAAAAAACAGUUGAAGAUCGUAAAUUUUGUGGUUUAUGCUG